Messenger RNA from Rattus rattus (black rat), 1790 nucleotides. It is a transcript of the gene Slco2a1, whose product is annotated as solute carrier organic anion transporter family member 2A1. Lineage: Eukaryota; Metazoa; Chordata; Mammalia; Rodentia; Muridae. Gene Ontology annotation, molecular function: protein binding; prostaglandin transmembrane transporter activity. Gene Ontology annotation, biological process: prostaglandin transport; transmembrane transport; sodium-independent organic anion transport. Bases 60 to 1697 code for a protein of 545 amino acids. The transcript is spliced from 12 exons. Gene Ontology annotation, cellular component: membrane. The record is from RefSeq and is a predicted model, not a curated record.
GCAACGCUACCCUCAUCAUUUUCAUCAGCUACUUUGGCAGCCGGGUCAACCGCCCACGGAUGAUCGGCAUAGGAGGUCUCCUCCUGGCUGCAGGGGCCUUUGUCCUCACCCUCCCGCACUUCCUGUCAGAGCCCUAUCAAUACACCUCGACCACCGAUGGAAACAGGAGCAACAUUCAGACUGACCUCUGCCAGAAGCAUUUGCCAGCCCUGUCCCCCAGUAAGUGUCAUAGCACCGUGCCGGAUACCCACAGGGAGACCAGCAGCCUGUGGGGCCUGAUGGUGGUUGCUCAACUGCUGGCCGGCAUUGGGACAGUGCCCAUCCAGCCCUUUGGGAUCUCCUAUGUGGACGACUUUGCAGAGCCUACCAACUCGCCUCUGUAUAUCUCCAUCCUAUUCGCCAUCGCUGUGUUCGGACCGGCUUUCGGGUACCUGCUGGGCUCAGUCAUGCUGAAAAUCUUCGUGGACUACGGCAGAGUGGACACUGCUACCGUAAACCUGAGCCCAGGUGACCCUCGGUGGAUCGGAGCCUGGUGGUUGGGCCUGCUCAUCUCCUCAGGCUUCUUGAUUGUCACCUCUUUGCCCUUCUUUUUCUUUCCCCGAGCAAUGUCCAGAGGAGCAGAGAGGUCUGUUAUCGCAGAGGAAACAAUGAAGAUGGAGGAGGACAAGUCAAGAGGCUCCCUGAUGGAUUUCAUUAAACGGUUCCCCCGCAUCUUCCUGAGGCUGCUGAUGAACCCGCUCUUCAUGCUGGUGGUCCUGAGCCAGUGUACCUUCUCCUCAGUCAUCGCUGGCCUCUCCACGUUCCUCAACAAGUUCCUGGAGAAGCAGUAUGGAGCCACGGCAGCCUAUGCCAACUUCCUCAUCGGUGCUGUAAACCUUCCGGCUGCAGCCUUGGGGAUGCUGUUUGGAGGAAUCCUCAUGAAGCGUUUUGUUUUCCCUCUGCAAACCAUCCCCCGAGUGGCCGCCACCAUCAUCACCAUCUCCAUGAUCCUCUGUGUACCUCUCUUCUUUAUGGGAUGCUCCACGCCAGCCGUGGCUGAGGUCUACCCUCCCAGCACAUCAAGUUCUAUACAUCCGCAGCAGCCUCCUGCCUGCCGCAGAGACUGCUCGUGCCCAGAUUCCUUCUUCCACCCAGUCUGUGGAGACAAUGGAGUCGAGUACGUCUCCCCUUGCCACGCCGGCUGCAGCAGCACCAACACAAGCUCAGAAGCUUCUAAGGAACCGAUCUACUUGAACUGCAGCUGUGUGAGUGGAGGAUCGGCGUCAGCCAAGACAGGCUCGUGCCCCGCGUCCUGCGCGCAGCUACUGCUCCCGUCCAUCUUCCUCAUUUCCUUCGCGGCGCUCAUUGCCUGCAUCUCCCACAACCCGCUCUACAUGAUGGUCCUUCGCGUGGUGAACCAGGAUGAAAAGUCGUUUGCCAUUGGGAUACAGUUCUUGUUGAUGCGCUUGCUGGCCUGGCUGCCGGCUCCAUCCCUUUAUGGCCUCCUCAUCGACUCCUCCUGUGUCCGGUGGAACUACCUGUGCUCAGGGAGACGAGGGGCCUGUGCGUAUUAUGACAACGAUGCUCUCCGAAACAGAUACCUGGGCCUACAGAUGGUCUACAAGGCCUUGGGCACACUGCUGCUCUUCUUCAUCAGCUGGAGGAUGAAGAAGAACAGGGAAUACAGCCUGCAGGAGAACACCUCAGGCCUCAUCUGACCCUCAGCGGGGACUACUGCCCCACCCCAGAGACUGGAUCCUAUCCCUUCCACACCUACCUGUAUUAACUAAUGUUAACGUGCCUUCCUCCUC